Cylicocyclus nassatus is the source of this 1611-nucleotide messenger RNA. NCBI's taxonomy places the organism in Eukaryota, Metazoa, Nematoda, Chromadorea, Rhabditida, Strongylidae. The record is from the annotation of a GenBank genome assembly.
AUGUCAAAGUUGAGAACUGCAAUAUUGGUGUCUGCUACUAUCCUAGAAAUUCUUGUUGCUCCCCAUACUCUUCUACCGUUAUCAAUGGGCGACAUGCUUGCGGGCCUCAGCCAAAUACAACAGAAGCGCCUGUUGAUACGUCAUGCUGCCCAACAAACGGCUUCUGGGCAGAUUGGGGAGAAUGGAGCAGUUGUAGGUACUGAACCUGAGCUGCCGGAGCUUCCUAAGUGCGAAAACGGAAGCUGUUGUGUAAUCGGAGGUGUGUGGAGUGAGUGGUCUAGCGGUAACACAUGCUCUGAUGAAUGCGGAUUCUGCGGAACUACAACUCGAACUCGAGGCUGCAUAUCCGAACAAUUCGGAUGUCCAUGCUCGGGCCCUAGCACGAAGACCUCAGAAUGUGCGCCAACGCCAUGUCAGUUCCCUCGGGCAUCGUGCUGCGGAAAUCGUACAAAACAACUAUCCGUACAGAAAACGUUUCAGUGCUCCAGAAUGGACGACACUAGUCCUCCGCCAUCAGACCUCUGCUGGACUUGCUGUCCAUCUUCCGGAGGUUACUGGUCGGAGUGGACAGAAGGAGGAGCUUGUCCAGAUACAUGUGGCUCGUGCGCACAGGUCACACAGCAACGCACUUGUCUCACAGAGGCUCAGGGAUGUGCAUGCAGGGGACCGUCGUCACGACAGAAGAACUGCAACAUUGGUGUGUGCUACUACCCGCGCGACUCCUGUUGUUCACCUUACUCUUCCACUGUCAUAGAUGGCAAACAUGCAUGUGGGCCACAGCCUGUUCUUCCAGUAAAUCCGCCCUACGUGAAUACAUGUGGAGUUAACUGUUGUCCAACCAGAGGGAUUUGGGGUGAAUGGAGCAUCACCGUUCCGUGUAAUGAUACUUGUGGGUCUUGUGGAAGACAAGUCAGAUCUCGCAAGUGUCUUUCUCUACAAUACGGGUGUGCUUGCAGCGGAGACGCAGUAGAAAAUCAAGUUUGCGGGACAACCGUUUGUCUUUUCCCGAGAUCGACCUGUUGUGCUGGUUUCACAAAGAAGGUUGACACCGUAACAAAAAGCUUUUAUUGCGGUCCCCUACCAGUUGAGCCUGUGUUUAACCCAGAACAGACCACGUGCUGUGAUCCCGAAAAAACCGGUCUCUGGAACCAAUGGACCGAAUGGUCAAAAUGUACAUCCGAUUGUGGACUCUGUGGAACACAAACCCGUAAUCGUACAUGCGCAUCGCAACCGUAUGGUUGUCCGUGCACAGGAGAGACCACUGAGUCAAAGAAGUGUGGACAAGCAGCAUGCAUUACUGGUCAGGAAUGCUGCUCAGGAUACCCUGCUCUAGGUUACGAUGGAGCUAAAUUCUGCCAGCCUAAUCCGCCAGCACAAUGUCCGGGAACAUGGACGGAUUGGAUGACGGAACCGAGCGCCAAAUGUAACGAUACGUGUGGAAUGUGUGGUGUAAUACCGUCGUAUCGAUACUGCUGGCCAUCCGGCUGUCAAUGCACAGGAGCCUUCAAAAUGAACCAGCCAUGCGCACCAGCGGUAUGCGUAUUCCCUAGGACAACAUGCUGCGCUCCUUAUGUAAAGAAAAUCGUCAACAAGCAGUUCGUAUGUGGAUAG